AUGGCUUCUAACAAUAUUAAGGAAAGCCUCCAGGAUGAACUUACUUGCAGCAUUUGUCAAGCCCCUCUCACAGACCCAGCGGCUGUGGAUUGUGGACACAAAGUUUGCCAAUGGUGUUUCAGUGGCUCCAGCCAAACUUCUACGUUUUUCUCCUGCCCUGAAUGCAGGAAAAUCUCCCAAUCCAGAGCUUUUAAAGCAGCUUUAAGGAGAAGAAAAACUAAUAUACAGCGCAGCCUGCGUCAGAAGUCUGAGGGAUCCAACAAGUGUGACAGACACCAGGAGGUUCAGACGCUGUUCUGUGUGGAGGAUAAGACCUUACUCUGUGUAUCCUGUUCACAAUCUCAGGAACAUGAGGCUCACACAAUCCAACCCAUAGAAACAGCCGCUGGGGACUACAGGAAAAAGCUCCAGGAGACGGUGAAACUUUUACGUGAAACUUUAAAAGAUGUUCAGAAGUUGAUACUAGAUGAGAAGAAGGUACCUCGGACAUGGGCCGUCCUGUGGACAGAACAAGUAGAAAUGCCAAGAAAAAAGUUUCAGGAAAAAUUUAAAGAAUUAAGUGACUUCCUGAGUGAUGAAGAAGAGGAAGUCCACAGUCUUGUGGAACUGGAUGAGGAGGAGAAUGAAAUGAUUGAGCACUUGAAGGAGCAUGAGGUCCAGCAAGAAGUCCAAAACACAAAGAAAAAGAUGAUUAGCAACUUGCAACUGUACCAACACAAGAAUGACCUAAGGGAAAUGGUCAUAAUACUGGAAGAAAAGUCUCAGAUGCCAGAUAGAGAACUGCUCCAGGAUGCAGGAAAAACACUGAGAAAGAGUGAGCUGCUGUUGCUUCAAAAGCCAGAACCUUUCACACCAUUUCUGAGCCAUUCUUACUGCAUGGAAUUAACCAAAUUUCUGAGGAGAUUUCAAGAAUCUCGCCUGGUGCAGUGUCAUUAUCCGUAUGAAUUUACUGAUGACCGAAAGAGGACUAUCACUUUCGCAGAUAUUUCCUCAGGUCAGAUGUAUGCUGUGUAUACUUCUGGAAGUCUUCACUACAUUAAUGGGAGGGAUUUGUCUUUUACACAACUCGACAUGAAUGGCACGUCUGAAGAAAAGCAAGAACAUCCCAUCUUUUCCUGUUACUGUUUGCCAGUUGAGAGGGAGAAUGCCCUUAGUAAUUACCCUCCUAACCCCUCAGUAGAAUGGCAUUAG
Molecule: messenger RNA, 1191 nt
Organism: Gracilinanus agilis (Agile Gracile Mouse Opossum)
Lineage: Eukaryota; Metazoa; Chordata; Mammalia; Didelphimorphia; Didelphidae
Product: E3 ubiquitin-protein ligase TRIM17-like
Exons: 6
Coding region: 1-1191 (396 amino acids)
Molecular function (GO): zinc ion binding
Source: RefSeq, a predicted model, not a curated record